Argentina anserina (silverweed cinquefoil) is the source of this 2310-nucleotide messenger RNA. RefSeq names its product mitogen-activated protein kinase kinase kinase 3. Gene Ontology annotation, biological process: protein phosphorylation. The transcript is spliced from 11 exons. The record is from RefSeq and is a predicted model, not a curated record. Gene Ontology annotation, molecular function: protein kinase activity; ATP binding. NCBI's taxonomy places the organism in Eukaryota, Viridiplantae, Streptophyta, Magnoliopsida, Rosales, Rosaceae. The coding region runs from base 97 to 1992 and encodes 631 amino acids.
UCUCUCUCUCUCCCUCAAAUUCUCACCUCCCAAAUAUUUCGCGAUCAAAAUUCUAGAAAUUUCGGAACACCUGAGCUGAAACAGCUUUUGAGAGAUAUGCCUGCGUGGUGGCAAAGGAAGUCAACGAAGACCAAGACCGAGACGACGCCGGAGAAGUCGCCCAACCCUUACAGCAACCGCGGCCUCACGUCGCCGCUGCUCAAGGCCAAGAGGGACCGGAGCUUCGACGAGGCCACUCCACGUGGCUCGCCGAGGGCGGCGGGGAGCAGGGAUUUGGGGACGGUUAUUAUAAGCGGGCCGUCGUCCGGGUUCUCUGGUUUCGACUCCGACGGCGGCUCCAAAGGACACCCGCUGCCGCGGCCGUCGGUGUCGUCGCCGCACAGGGCGGGAAAUGAUCAGGUGGUUGGGUUGGGAUCUGCGUCGGGAUCGGUUUCGAGUGGGACCUCGUCGGUGUCGAGCUCCGACGAGCAGCCGGUUCAGCACGACCCGGGUCCAUUUGGGGCUUUCAGAGUUAAUGGUGAAGCCAAGUUCGGCGCGAGGCCGAGGAGUCCAGGUCCAGGAUCUAGGGGGCCAACUAGCCCAACAUCUCCUCUUCAUGCGCGUUUGGGAGGUAUGAGUUUGGAGUCUCCAAAUGGGAAGCCAGACGAUGGGAAGAGUGUAUGCCAUCCACUUCCUCGCCCUCCCGGCUCUCCUACUAGCCCUACUACUUCCUUGCCCAGCAGAACGGGUAGUGGAGUCAAUGAAAGUAUAGCCUGUGCCCUGUCAAAGUGGAAGAAGGGAAGGCUUCUUGGGAGGGGGACUUUUGGUCAUGUUUAUGUCGGAUUCAAUAGUGAAAGUGGGCAAAUGUGUGCAAUUAAAGAAGUCAGGCUUAUCACCGAUGAUCAGUCACUAAAAGAAUGUCUUAAGCAACUGAACCAGGAAAUAAAUUUGCUAAGUCAGCUCUCCCAUCCCAACAUUGUAAGAUAUCAUGGAAGUGAAAUGGGUGAAGAGGCACUUUCAGUUUAUCUGGAGUAUGUCUCCGGUGGCUCAAUUCAUAAAUUGCUUCAAGAAUAUGGUGCCUUUAAGGAACCUGUCAUUCAAAAUUAUACUAGACAGAUUUUAUCUGGUCUGGCCUACUUACACGGCAGAAAUACAGUUCAUAGGGACAUCAAAGGUGCAAACAUAUUAGUGGACCCUAAUGGUGAAAUCAAGUUGGCAGACUUCGGCAUGGCAAAACAUAUUACAAAUUGUGCUUCAAUGCUGUCAUUCAAAGGAAGCCCUUACUGGAUGGCCCCUGAGGUUGUAAUGAAUACAAAUGGCUAUAGUCUCGCAGUGGAUAUAUGGAGCUUGGGGUGUACUAUUCUUGAAAUGGCGACUUCAAAACCUCCAUGGAGCCAGUAUGAAGGGGUGGCUGCAAUAUUUAAGAUUGGAAACAGCAAAGACAUGCCGGAUAUUCCUGAUUAUCUUUCCCAUGAAGCAAAGAAUUUCGUGAGGCUGUGCUUGCAGCGUAAUCCAUCAGAGCGUCCUACUGCUUCUCAAUUGCUAGAUCACCCUUUCAUUAGAGAGCAAAUGACAACAAGGAGUUCAAAUAUCAAGCUAACCAAGGAUGCGUUUCCAUAUGCCUUUGAUGGAAGCAGGACCCCGCCAAUACUAGAGUUGCAUUCAAGCAGAACAAACAUCACCUUGGGUGAUGCAGAUCAUACAAUUAAACCUGCAGUAACAACCUCAACUAGGGCUAUACGGAGCCCCAGAGACAAUGCAAGAAUGAUUACAUCUUUGCCUGUGUCUCCUUGUUCAAGCCCUUUACGACAAUAUGGACCAGCGCACAAGAGCUGUUUUCUUUCUCCUCCUCACCCAACUUAUGCCAUGAUGGGACAGAGUAAUUACAAUGUGAAUGAGUACUCGUCAUACACAACAAGACCAAACAUAUCAUACACUCUCGAACCUUGGCGAGAAAAUUUUCUACUUAGACCCCAAACACCAGGUGGAUCACCAAGAACAAGACCCAUUUAAAUGUACAUACCAUGGAGACAAAGUUAAUCGACUGUCCCCAUAAUGCUUGAUGAACUGGAGUGAUGCUAAUUUUAGAAGGAAAUCUCUUUCAUGCUCCCCAUUUAGCGAUUUUGGUUGUAUAUGCUACAUUCCCUAGGAGCUACAAGAUUGUUAUGUAAGGGAAGAUGGGAGAGAUGCUGGAGUGGUCAUGGGGAUAUGCUGGAUUUGUUAAUCCAGCCACCAACAUAAAUAUCAUCCUCAUUGUUGUAAAAUGUAAAUGGAAGCUGGUCCAGUUUGUAACUUUUAUGUUCUAUAUUGAUGUUGGCGAAAGUUACUGUC